Messenger RNA from Gymnodraco acuticeps, 204 nucleotides. RefSeq names its product cytochrome c oxidase copper chaperone. The record is from RefSeq and is a predicted model, not a curated record. Gene Ontology annotation, biological process: mitochondrial respiratory chain complex IV assembly. NCBI's taxonomy places the organism in Eukaryota, Metazoa, Chordata, Actinopteri, Perciformes, Bathydraconidae. Gene Ontology annotation, cellular component: mitochondrial intermembrane space. Gene Ontology annotation, molecular function: copper chaperone activity; copper ion binding.
AUGUCGACCGGGUCUGCUGCCAGCCUGGAGGCUCCUGCUGUGACCGAGGCCCCUGAGCAGAAGAAGCCUCUGAAGGCAUGCUGUGCUUGUCCAGAGACUAAGCAAGUCAGAGAUGCUUGCAUCAUUGAGAAGGGAGCGGAAAGCUGCACUGAGCUGAUCGAUGCACACAAGGACUGCAUGAGGGCUCUUGGAUUCAAGAUAUAA